Penicillium soppii is the source of this 933-nucleotide messenger RNA. RefSeq names its product putative mitochondrial oxaloacetate transporter (Oac). The record is from RefSeq and is a predicted model, not a curated record. Bases 1 to 933 code for a protein of 310 amino acids. Lineage: Eukaryota; Fungi; Ascomycota; Eurotiomycetes; Eurotiales; Aspergillaceae. The transcript is spliced from 6 exons.
AUGUCUACUACUGGAGGAGCAUUCAUUGCCGGCGGUAUCGCGGCAUGCGGUGCGGUCACCGUCACUCACAGUUUCGAGACGGUCAAGAUCCGCUUACAAUUGCAAGGUGAAUUGCAAUCCAAGAAUGAAGCCGUGAAGAUGUACAAGGGCCCCCUGCAUGGUGUCAAGGUCAUCCUGCAAAAUGAGGGACCACGGGGUCUGUUCCGGGGUAUCGGAUCCGCUUAUGUGUACCAAAUUCUGCUUAACGGCUGCCGUUUGGGCUUCUACGAGCCCAUCCGCUCGACCCUCACAUCCGCCAUCUACAGCGAUCCCAAAGUUCAAGCUCUCAGCACCAACAUCGUCGCAGGAGCUGCUUCAGGUGUUAUCGGAGCCGCUGCGGGAUCGCCCUUUUUCCUUGUGAAGACCCGCCUCCAGUCAUACUCGCCCUUCCUCCCGGUUGGCACUCAGCACCACUACAAAAACUCGAUUGAUGGAUUAAGUAAGAUUUACAAGAGCGAGGGUAUCAGGGGUAUAUACCGUGGUGUCGGUGCUGCCAUGAUCCGUACCAGUUUCGGCAGUGCUGUCCAGCUCCCCACAUACUUCUUUGCCAAGCGCCGUUUGACCCGCCACCUGGGUAUGGAGGAGGGUCCCGCUCUGCACCUGACCAGUAGUGCUGUUUCUGGCUUCGUCGUGUGCUGUUUCAUGCACCCUCCUGACACGAUCAUGGCUCGCCUGUACAACCAGACUGGUAACCUGUACGGAGGUGUUUUUGACUGCUUGCUUAAGACCAUCCGCACUGAAGGUCCCCUUGCUAUUUACAAGGGCUUCUUUGCCCACCUGGCCCGCAUUCUGCCCCACACUAUUUUGACUCUCAGUCUGGCGGAGCAGACCAACAAGUUGAUGCGCCGUGUGGAGGAUCGGGUUCUCCCCGACUCUUUCCGUGAAGGAAUCUAA